Molecule: messenger RNA, 4801 nt
Organism: Neodiprion virginianus
Lineage: Eukaryota; Metazoa; Arthropoda; Insecta; Hymenoptera; Diprionidae
Gene: Gycbeta100B
Product: soluble guanylate cyclase gcy-33-like
Exons: 18
Coding region: 77-4072 (1331 amino acids)
Biological process (GO): response to oxygen levels; cGMP biosynthetic process
Cellular component (GO): guanylate cyclase complex, soluble
Molecular function (GO): guanylate cyclase activity; heme binding
Source: RefSeq, a predicted model, not a curated record
UUAUUCGCGCUGCUGGACUACCUAUAAGGGCGAUUCUGGGAAACUGCCUGCAGAGCUGUACGCAUUAUUCGCGGCUAUGCAUGAACGGAUCGAAGGGCUUCCACUUUCCACCCUGCAGCUUGCAUCCCAUAACCAGAUGCAUCGGAUUCUCAUAUAUGCGUAUGGUUUUGUGAACUACGCCCUGGAAUUGCUGGUAGUGAAGACAUUCGACACCGAAACAUGGGAGAUUAUAAAGAAGGACGCCGCCGUCAAUAUGGAGGGCCAGUUUUUGGUACGGCAGAUUUACGACGACGAGAUUACGUACAAUCUGAUAGCAGCCGCGGUCAACCGCCUCAACAUCCCGGCUAACGAAAUACUCGAACUAUUCGGUAAAAUGUUCUUCGAAUUCUGCCAGGAUUCCGGGUACGACAAAAUUCUACAAGUACUUGGCGCUACGCCGAGGGAUUUUUUACAGAAUUUGGACGCCCUCCACGACCACUUGGGCACGUUGUACCCCGGAAUGAGGGCGCCUUCUUUCCGCUGCACGGAGAGGCCUGAGGACGGGGCUCUUAUCCUGCACUACUACUCGGACAGGCCUGGACUCGAGCACAUCGUCAUCGGUAUAGUCAAGACCGUGGCGAAGAAGCUGCACGGAACGGACGUCGACAUGCGGAUACUGAAGACGAAGAACGAGUGCGAUCACGUCCAGUUUCUUAUAACGGAUUCCUCGACCCCGGGUGUCGUCUCGAAGCCGAUGAUCGCCGAACUGCAAACUUUGUCCCGCGAGCCCAGGGUUAGUCCGGCUACUUUUUGCCGGGUAUUUCCCUUUCAUCUAAUGUUCAACAGACAACUGACGAUCGUGCAGACCGGCAGCACGAUCACCCGGGUCAUCCCCCAGGUUUCGACCGGUAAUUGCAAGCUGAACGACAUCCUGCUCACCGUCCGGCCCCACCUCGAGCUGACUUUUGAAAAUAUAUUAUCGCACAUCAACACGGUGUACGUCUUGCGAACGAAAACUGGCGUGAUGAAGGUCGAGGCUGCCGAGGAAUUCUCGAACAUGCGUCUUAAAGGCCAGAUGCUUUACAUCCCGGAAGCGGAUCUGGUAACUUUCUUGUGCUACCCGAGCGUGAUGAAUCUCGACGAUUUGACCAGGCGCGGACUCUAUCUCAGCGACAUUCCCCUUCACGAUGCGACCCGGGAUCUCGUCCUGAUGUCCGAGCAGUUCGAGGCCGACUACAAGCUCACCAGGAACCUCGAACUACUGACGGACAAGCUUCAGCAGACCUACCGCGAGCUGGACGGCGAGAAGCAGAAGACCGACAGGCUCCUCUACUCCGUACUUCCGAUAUCGGUGGCGAGCGAAUUGCGCCACUCGCGACCAGUUCCGGCGAAAAAAUACGACUGCGUGACGCUACUGUUCUCAGGAAUCGUUGGGUUCGGUGCCUACUGCGCUGCCCACACGGAUUCCAGCGGCGCGAUGAAGAUCGUCAACAUGCUGAACCAACUCUACAUCGCCUUCGACGUGCUCACGGACCCGAAGAAGAACCCAAACGUCUACAAGGUGGAGACUGUCGGUGACAAGUAUAUGGCAGUCAGUGGUUUGCCAGAGCCAUGUCGAAGCCACGCUCGCUGCAUCGCCAGGCUGGCCCUGGACAUGAUGGAUCUGGCAGCGGACGAAGUUCAAAUCGACGGGGAGCCGGUGAAAAUUACAAUUGGGAUUCACAGCGGGGAAGUCGUCACUGGUGUAAUUGGGCAUCGAAUGCCGAGGUACUGUCUCUUCGGUAAUACCGUUAACCUGACCAGUCGGACCGAGACUACUGGGGAACCGGGAAAAAUCAACGUGUCGGAGGAUGCAUACAGAUACCUUUGCAUGCCGGAGAACCAGGACCCGCAAUUUCUUUUGGAAUACCGUGGGCCAGUCACCAUGAAGGGGAAGUCGGAGCCAAUGAACGUCUGGUUUCUCACCAGAGAAAGGGAGCUCGCUGCAAUGGACGAGGUGAACGGAAUGACCGUCUCUCCGGCACUGCCACCCAAGGAACGGAGCUGCAAGGUAACCGGGCAAGAUGCGCGCCAGACGACAAUCUCGAUCCAGACUAUCCAGAGCCUCUCCCUCCCCGUGGUGCCGGUCGGCGGCGGUCCGACUUCCGAGGCCGGAGCAACGGUAUUUGUCGGUGGCACAGUGCCACCAACCUCGGCAUCGUCGGCCUGGCGAGUACCGGUGGUGCAGAAGUCGAACGGUUAUCAGUCGCUCCAGCAACACUCCUCGCAGCACCAUCAGCAGUCCUCCCAGCCUGCCCACGUUGUCAAGAUCCGUAUAAACCCGGACGACUCGGCUGGCAAGGUCGUCUCUACGGUGCGGGUCACUCUGGACGACGAGAAGGUGUACGAAAACGGUAGCGGAAGCGGUAACAAGAACAACAACAACAACAACAACGAAAAGCACAACAACCACAACAACAACAACAACAACAACGAAGGGGAGGAGGAGGAGGAGGCGGAAGGGAAGGACAGCGACAAGAGUAAAAACAACAAGAAUACAAACAAUACGAUACACAACGCGGACGGCGCGAAGGUGCAGAGUGCGGGUGGCGUGGUGAACGGUAUCGCGAGUGACCGUGGUUGUGUCCGAAUAAGUGUCGGUAGCAACGAGGCGGACAUUAAUCGGGAGGACAUGAUAGUACAGCGCGAAGUUCCUGGCGCGUUGAGCUCAUCGGCCGGGAACAGAUCCAGUUCCUGUUUCUACUACAGUACGUUUCAGGGCUCGAUUGGGACGAUGGUGAUGUCAAGCGGACAGUGCUCGCCGAGUGAUACCUUGGACAGCGGGACCUGCAGCGAUCUUGACGGAACGCCGCCGCCCUUGCCGAAGAAGAAGAACGCGAGCACCGUUAUCCUGGGAAGCGGGCAGCACAACAGGACCGGGAGCCUGACCAGCAGCGGGGCCGAGAUCGACAGCGAUGACAACGAGAGCAACGUCAGCUGCGAUUCGCUGAACAGCAGCGAGAUGAACGCGGGCGCCGACGAGCUCGGUAGCAAACCGAAGGAGCCCGACGAAGCUCGCAAUCUCGCCGUCAAGGCGGCACCGAUAUCCGUCAAACCGCCGGAGCCCACGUCGCCCGAUAACGACGCUGCUCUCAGUCAAAAAUCGAGCCUCGACCGCGCUCCGUCACCCGCGACAUCGUCGAUCGGGACCGGCUCCGUCUCCUCGAAGACGUCGAGCACCCCUCGCGUACGGAGCCCCGACGGCCAAGAGCCGAUCCGGCGCUCACCGCCGGUGGUCAAGGAGUGCGCCUACGAGGACAAGAAGAUGGAACGCAUGCGAAUGCAGGACGAAACUGCCGCGGCCGAGUUCUACGCCAACUUCAACCGCGGGAACGGGACCAAGUACCUCUACGACGACGACAGGUUCUACAAGUUCCACGUAAGCGAGAACCUCGAGGAGGCCAGGGACGUCGCCGCGGCCGCUGCCGCUGCCCUCGCCGACCCCGGGAGCGACGAGUUCUUCGCCGGGUACAAGAUGCUCGACCGCGAGGCCAUCCGCAGCGCGCGAGGCACCGUUCGGGGCGUCAAGAACAGGGUGCGAGCCGGCAUCGCGACCUUCCUCCAGCAGCCAGCUACCAAGAAUUACAAAUUGAAGGACGCCGGGAAGGUUGUCGUCUACACGACGACAAUGGGGAUCGUAAGAGAGACCUACUACGCUUGUACAAAGGUCAAACAGAUACUCAGGACACACAUGGUUAAGUACGAGGAUCGUGACAUGUUCAUGAGCACCGAGUACCAGAAGGAACUUCGCGACCGGAUCCAGUCCACGACCAUUCAGGUCCCCCAGCUAUUCAUAGACGGGCAGUAUAUCGGGGAUGCUGAAGUGGUUGAGAGGCUGAACGAGUCCGGAGAAUUGCGACGCAUGCUGAAGCCGUACAAGAGUCCGGACGCGUGCACAACUUGCCAGAUCUGCGGUGGGUAUCGUUUGCUUCCCUGCUCGGUCUGCAACGGCAGCAAAAAGUCGGUGCACCGCAACGACUUCACGACGGAGUUCGUCGCGCUGAAAUGCAUGAACUGCGACGAAGUUGGCCUCGUACGGUGCCAGCAUUGCUGACCAUAUGGAUAACGUACCUAUGAUCCUGCUCAACUCGAAUCAACUCAACGCUACCUUACAACUCACCUUCGCCCUAACGAUUACAAAUUGCAGGGACGUUAACUUAUACAUAGAGAGACACGCGUCGCACGCACAUCAUAUAUAUGUAUGUAUAUAUAUAUAUAUAUAUAUAUAUAUAUAUAUAUAUAUAUAUACGUAUGUAUAUGUGUGUAUAUGUAUGUAAAAAUGUUGUACGCAGCGAUCAAGCUGUAGACGUUACGGUAUUUAUAAGAUUAUGCAUGUAUGUAGGUAUACAUAUAUUAUAUAUAAAUAUAAACAUAAAUAUAAAUAUAAAUAUGUGAAAGUGCUAUACGUGUAAGAGCUAUAUAAAGUUAUAUUAUAAUAACGACAGAGUAAUUUCUAUUAUUUUUUUCUUCUUCUUUUUCGUUCUAAUUGAAGAAAAAACACUUGUAGGUGAAUUAAAUAUCGUAACUAACGCAUAUCGUACUCGGAAAAUAGUGACUAAUUAACGGUAGGGACGAGGUCCGCGCCAGUCGUUAAUUAGCUGAUAUAUGUAUGACCUACCUAUGAUCGGUAAUCAAUUGCGUGAACAUGCUCGUGCCGUGGUGCGUUUGAAAAUAAGAUAAACUAAACUAAAAUACACUGUAUAAAUAUAUUAUAUUAUAUAUAUAUACACACACACAUAUAUAUACGUAUAAUUUAAUUAUAUGCGUAUAAUCGAUGUAUCAA